AUGGCCAGAUCGCUCAAGAAAACAGUCAGGUUGAGCCUAAGACAUGUCCGGAUCCGUUCUUCAACAAACAGGUUCAAACCGGACUCUAGUUCCAUAGAAAGAGAUCAGAGAAUCGAGUUUCUCGGAGGAGACAAUGGCGUUGGAGAAGAGGGAAACGUUGGCGACAGUAGUAGCGAGUAUGAAGAAUUUUUUGAAGAUGAGGGAGUAGAAGGAGAAGAAGAGGAACAAGAUGAUGAUGAUGAUGGCAAAAGCGUUGUAAGCGGUGGCAAAAGUGAACGCGAAGAGACAGAAGUGGCAGAGGAGGAGGCGGAGAUCAUUGAGGCAGGGAAUAGGGUGAUGGUGGUGGUGGACAAAGUGAUUGCUUCAACCGGAGCUCUUGAAUGGGCUUUGAAGCACACAUUACAAUCACAAGACUAUCUUUUUCUCUUAUAUUUCUCCAAACCCUUUAGAAAAGGCAAAAGUAAGAACCGGGAACGUGAAGUAAAGACAGACGAACUCGUCCACACUCUAAAGAAACUCUGCCAAACAAAGCGACCUGGGAUAGAGGUUGAAAUAAGAAGACUAGAAGGAAAAGAGAAAGAGAAAGGAGAGAAGAUAGUGGAAGAAGCAAAAGAACAACAAGUGAGCCUCUUAGUAGUCGGUGAAGAGAAGAAACCGCCGGUUUGGAGAUUAGUGAAGCGAUGGGGUUGGAAGAAACGGCGGGGCCGAGCCGGAGUUCUCAAGUAUUGCCUAGAGAAAGCUUCGUGUAUGACCAUUGCGGUUAAACCAAAGAGCCGUAAGCUUGGUGGCUACUUGAUCACAACCAAACGUCACAAGAACUUUUGGCUCUUAGCUUGA
Molecule: messenger RNA, 837 nt
Organism: Eutrema salsugineum
Lineage: Eukaryota; Viridiplantae; Streptophyta; Magnoliopsida; Brassicales; Brassicaceae
Exons: 3
Coding region: 1-837 (278 amino acids)
Source: RefSeq, a predicted model, not a curated record